UGCCGCCCUUCGAUCGACGACACACUCAUGGGAGAAGCGAUGGCAGAAGAACAACCAUCUUCGUCCCCUGCAGUUGAAGCAGUUGCUGCCACACCACAAGUCGACGAAGUGGACCCUAGCACGGUCGCUGUGAGCGUGCACGUCCACGGCCCUGCUGGCAACGACGAGGUCCUGCUCGAGAUGGUGAGCCCUCUCGAUAGCGUCAUGUCACUGCGUCAAAUGAUUGCCGAGUACCCUGUCUUUGCGCACCACACAUCGUACCAUUUUGAAUUGCAGGUGGCCGAGUCAUGGGUGCCGCUGAACGAUUUCGUCGAGUUUGGCGAAUACACGGCGCUGUUGGACCCAUCCACGACUGAAUUCCACACGCGCAUCGUGUUGGAUCGCUAUGACGUCCGCAAAGUGCGCGCGCAGGUGAAGCGAUUGCGCGAUGUGUUGGCGAACCCGCCGAUUCCCCAGCAAUCGUCCACGUCCGUCGUGGCGGCGACCCCAGAGGCGGCCGCACCGGCCAAGGCAAAAUCCGCCAAGGAACAAACGCAAGAACAACUUGCCAAGUUGAAGGAAAUCCACCGGAAAUUGGAAGGCCUUGUCGUGCCGGUGACGCCGACGUUGUCUACGUUUUACGACCCCGUGGCGCUCCACCCGCCUGCCGAUUCCAAGAACAAGGCUCUGACGACGUCCUCCACUUCGACCUCGUCCAAAAAGGGCAAGAAGAAGCAAGCGGCUACGCCCAAGGCAUCGACUGACAAGACGCCAGACCAGUUGCCGUCGACGCUGCCAAAAUGCAUUGAUAGCAUCAUCAUCUCGGGCUUCAACCCGCCGCCAGGUCCCCGCAAACUUGCCGGCGACCUCGCCUACCUCGAAGUCACCCUCACGGACAAGAAAGUGCUCCACGUCACUGCCCACGUGUCUGGCUUUUACGUGAACCGCAGCGUCGGCUCGAAAUUCGACCCGCUGCCUGCCGCCGCGCACCACCACCUCCUCGUCGACGUCCUUCUCAGCGCAUCGGCCACGUUCUCCGAGCAGUAUGCGUCCCUUUUAGCCACGGCCGCGACGUGGGCGGCAGCCGGCGCGACCUCGAUUGACGCCAUGGUGCAGGCCGGCGCCACGGCGUCCAGCGGGUUGCCGCCGUGGAACACCCAAGUGAAGCCAUCUUCGCAACACCAUGCAUUUGACGCAAACCGAGCGCAAGACGAGCUCAGCGUCGGCCUGGACGAGCGCGGCGUGAUCCGCGACUGGAACGAAGAGUACCAGUGUGCGCGGGAGCUGCCCAACGAGUCCGUGCGCGACCAGAUUGUGCGUGCGCGCGUGCUGUACAAGGUCACGAGCGAGUUCAUCGAGGCGGCUACCGUCGGCGCGGUGGCCAUCGUGGACGGGUCGAUCCCCCCGAUUAACCCCAUGGAUGACGACAACGCGUGGGUGUACGUGUACAAUCACAUCUUCUUUUCGCGCGCUGUGGAAGGCCAGAAGCACGUGCAUGACGACACGGAAGCGUCCCAUGAGAAUGCCUACUCGAGCGCCAACCACGACCUGCAAGGAGUGCGCGCGUACAACGCCGUGGACGUGGCGGGGCUGCACACACUGGCCACUGUGGUCGUGGACUACCUUGGCAUGCGCAUCGUCGGGCAGAGCAUCAUCCCCGGCAUCCUGCAGGGAGAAGCCGCGUCCAAGCUCGUAUAUGGCUCCGUGGACAGUGGCGUGACGAUCGUGGCCCAACCGGACAUGCACGAGAAGAUGCAAAAGGCGGGCGACGCGCUGCUGCUGGCGGACCGUGUCAUGGCCGCCGACACGUCGUUGGUCGGGCCCGUGGAAGCCAAGGGCAUCUUGGGCGCCGACAACCGGCAGUACAUUCUCGACCUGGUGCGCAUCACGCCCAAGGAUUACCAUUUCUACUUUGGCCAUCAAGACAAAACAGCCUCUGAAUCGGACAACAGUGGCGUCACGGCCAGCACCCGCGAAGGCUUGGACAGCGCCGAGGCCGGCAAGUACACGGCGCUGCUGCGACCGGAGCUGAUCCAACUGUUUGCGCGCUACAAGACCAACAAGGACAAGACGGACGCGGCCAAGGCAGCUGCGGACGCCGCCCCUGCGACAGACUCGACGGAAGAAGCGACGCCACCCGAAGCGGAUGCUCCCGCUUCUUCGUCGGCGAUCGCGUUGCGCUUCAACGCGAACGUGUUCAUGUCGUACCCCGCGUCGGCCGAUGCCGAACAAGCCGCCGCCGACGAAGCGCUGGCCAAGGAGGCAUCCACGUACCUCCAGACGCUGGUCAUCCCGGCGUUUGUGGCCGACCUCCGACGGGGCGCCAUGUACCCCGCGGAUGGCAAUGCGCUGACAGACAUGCUCCACGCGUGUGGCAUCAACAUGCGGUACCUCGGCCGCGUGGCCGCGUUGAGUGCAGCGUUCGAGCCCAACGUGUCCAAGUUUGUCGUCGAGUUGCUUGAGGUGGAAAUGAUUGCUCGAUCACUCAAGCACAUCGUGGCAGCGCUAUUCGCGGCCCAGCCAGAGCUCCGCAGCACCCCCGGCGUAUUGCUGGUCGACGUGCUCAACGCGCUCUUGGGCUCGUCGCGCAAAGUGGCCCCAGCGACGACCGCGUCUGAGCUGGCUCUGGACAAGCUCAGCCUGACCCCGACCGCGGCGUCGCACCAGCUGUCCCCCGCGACCCUCUGGCCCCGCCUGCAGGAAGACGUCGCCCGGCGGUUCGGGUACACCCUGCGCCUGUGGCCAGGACCUGCCAAGCAAAAACCAUCCAAGGGCGACAAUACCCCUUCCCGCGUACACAAGGGCGUACUCCUUCGCCGCGUGUGCCAGCGAUUGGGUUGGCAGGUGGCCAGCGCCGACUACGACUUUGACUCGGACGCGCCGUUUGAUGUGGCCCAUGUCACGGGCAUGCAGCCGCUCGUCAAGCACUCGCUGCCCGCGCAUCCGUUUGGCCACGCCACGACGCUCUUGGAACGCGCGCGGUUCCUAGUGAGCCAGGGCGUGCUCGGACCGGCGUACGAGAUGCUCCAGGACGCGUCCUCGCUACUGUUCCAAGUGUGCGGCGGCGCCCACGAAGACGCGGCGCUGGUCCUCGCGUCCACCGCCACCGCCUUGUACCAUGCAGGCGACGUCACGGGAGCCAUCGCGUCCCAGCGCCGCGCGUUGGGUCUGUACACCCAGCUUAAGGGCCUCGACUACUACGACACGGCGUUCGCCCAUGCCAACUUGGCGCUGUACCUGCACGCGAACGCCGACACGGCUGAAGCCGUUGGCCACAUCAAGCGCGCCAUCUACCUGUUGGAACUCGCGGCCGGCCCGCACUUUCCAGAAACCAGCGUCUUGUACUACAAGCUGGGCAUGAUGUGCCAGGACGUAGGCCACGUGGCGUUGGCGCUCGUGUGUCACCGAGAAGCGCUCCGCCGCGGCGAGUUGGAUCGCCACCAAGCCGGCAUGUGCCUGCAUGCGAUGGCCAUGGCGUGCGCGUUGGCGGGGGGGUUCCGCGAGGCGCUGUCGUACGAGAAGAAGGCGCUGGGACUGUACCAGGAAGUUGUGGGCGACGACGACCCGCGGGUGGUCGAGUGUUUAAAGUACAUUGAGAUGUUCACGGCCAAGGCUGUGGAAGGCGCCAAGGGGCGACAGGAAAUUGACGCCGUGGCGGCCGCGGACGCAAUGGCCAACUCGUUGGCAGAGGAAUGGGAAGUGGAAGUCCGAGAAGCGGACAAGAAGCGACAGGGGGGAGGCGGUAGCAGCAAGAAAAAGUCAAAGAAGCAAACUGCGUAAUUUGUAGAUGAACGACACUUAUAGAGACAACAACAAGCCAAUGGUUACGAUUCAAUACUGUACCUGGUCUCGUUUGGUACGAAUUACUAGGCAGAUGGACGGACGAAACCCCGAAACAACCCCGACGGUCACGACGACACUGCUAAGACAAGCGAAUGAAUGUAAACCUGA
This is a messenger RNA of Aphanomyces astaci, 3930 nucleotides long. RefSeq lists its product as hypothetical. Gene Ontology annotation, biological process: organelle organization. The record is from RefSeq and is a predicted model, not a curated record. NCBI's taxonomy places the organism in Eukaryota, Oomycota, Saprolegniomycetes, Saprolegniales, Verrucalvaceae. The coding region runs from base 28 to 3759 and encodes 1243 amino acids. The transcript is spliced from 2 exons. Gene Ontology annotation, cellular component: cytoplasm. Gene Ontology annotation, molecular function: protein binding.